Molecule: messenger RNA, 1999 nt
Organism: Folsomia candida
Lineage: Eukaryota; Metazoa; Arthropoda; Collembola; Entomobryomorpha; Isotomidae
Exons: 5
Coding region: 828-1433 (201 amino acids)
Source: RefSeq, a predicted model, not a curated record
GCAGUUACGUGCAAACAUGCAUAUCUAUGUUACUUAUAAUAAAUUAAUUUAUUAUAAUUAAUGGGGAUGCAAUUAAUUCAGUUUUCGAUCCCUGUGAUUAUGUUACGUGAGGGAGAGGAAUUACAAGAAUGUUCCACAUCUAGUCAGGAUAACGAGUCCAUUACCAAACAGCUUUCUGGAACUCUGGAACGUAACCAAAGUUUUCUUAUUCCAGAUGUACUUCCCCUCGUCUGCACCUUCCUCGCCAUCCCAGAGAUAAAGACGUGCCGACUCAUCUCUAAAUCCUGGAACUAUGGCCCACGCCCACCCUAAAAGCCCGGACAACAACAAAAAUUCCAGUCUAUCCUGGAUAUUAUACGGAUGGCUCGGACGCCAAAGUAAUUGAAGGUGGAGCAGACCCAACUUUAGAACGAUUAAAAUUCUCCCCCGUCAACAUCCAUCUGCUGCUUCCCCGUGUACGGGAUAACACUCCGAAACCACCUCCCCCCAAAAAUGUCCCAUCACUCCCCAACCUCAAAUCAAUUAUUAUCCAGUACGCGCCUCAUGCACAAUGCAUCAAAGUGAAAAACUUUUGUCACAAACUUAUCCGCAGCUCGUGUCCCAAGUUGGAGGAGCUGACCAUUCUUAACCACCACGCCCUCGACUUUCCUCCCCUUCGUGACACUAUUUUUCCUAAGCUGAAGAGAUGCGUUAUCGAUUACACUAGGAUUUACGGGAACGUAAGAAAUGAGUGUAGAACAUACCAUGAAAUUGGUCACGCCUUAACGGUAGCCUUCCCAGCGUUGGAGCACCUCGAAAUUAACAGCUACCAAUUAUACCAAGUUGUAAUGAUUCCAAAAUUUCAAGAUCUCGUAUCAAAGCUUCCUGUAUCACUUAACUCAUUAUUUUUGAAGGGAGUCCUUGACCUGCCUUUGGCUAUAAGUCUGCUCAAAAUUCCUGGUCCUUUGAAGACACUUAAAUUUCUAGAUCUCAAAUUCGAUAUCGACAUCAGUGACGAGCUGACCACGACUUUCUAUAAAUUACUAAAGAAGCAUUCCUCCACCCUGGAAGAACUUUGCAUCCACAUUUCAUGGCUUUAUGAGAGACCCCUAGAAUGGAAGUUGCCCGCAUUUCCGGUUUUGAAAACCCUCGUGCUCAGAAAUGGUAAUACGUUCCAAAAAGUCAAAUUUGAAACAUGCUCCGGUUCAUUUGGACGGAUCGAUUACCACGCUUGUUUCCCUGCCUUGGAAACUUGCCGGGUGUCCAGCAAUUCGAACGAGUUUUCCACCGCAUUUCUCCCACCGGUAGGAUAUCCAGUCGUCGAGUCGGUGAAAAAGGUGGAGAUGUACCAGGAGGGUCAAGAGGAUCGCGAAGUAACUAAAGGGAACAUUCGCGCCCGACUCUUGGAAAGUUUUCCUAAUGCGAGAAAUUCGAUAGAGGUUAAUAUUUUCUAAUUCUGCUCCAAACUCUCACAGAAAGCAAUCGGAUUUUCUCAGGGUGAAUAAAUUGUACCGUAAAUCAAAGCAGGGUCCUAAAUAUUUGGUACCGUCUAUGUAUACAGAUGCAUUCCCAUCAUCAGUCAGUCAAAGUCAAUGACACCCACACCAUGAAAUCCUAUAAUACACACACACACAUGUACUACUUACAUACGUAUCAACAAAAUAUUUAUGCAACCCAACCUAAAUUAAAUAAACAGUAAAUAUUUUUACAAAAGACAAUUAUUUCUUUAGUAAUCCAAUUAUAAUUUACACACUGAGUCGCCUGAUGUAUGCUAAUUUUAUAGGAAAUAGAUAUGUACAACAACCAAGGUCGUAAUUGUUAUUUAGUAAUUUUAGGAAAGAACACAUUUCUCCAACGUUUGCAUACUACUAAAGCUUCCGACGUAAUUAAUUAAUAGUCUUUUUACCCCUCAUAUAUGUACAUACACCCACUUAAGCCUAGUUUAAACUUCUGUGAUUCGAGUGAUCUUUUUUACUGACUGCUUGGGUGCUUUACUGCAUGCUGUUAGUUAAUCGCUUUA